GUAAAAAAUUUCAAAUCAUUAUUAUUUUUGAUUAAGGUAAGCACCAGUUGGAUUUCAUGAAAGAAAUUAUCCUUGGAAGCCACUCCUUGGAUCAAUAGCCAGUCAUUUUCCCUUCCUAUACAGCUCGCAUGGAAUUUAAUAAGAAGGCUACAAUCUGGGCUUAAAAUUUAAUUAGAAGUCCAUCAAUAGAUUUUUUUUAAUUAUUUUUAUUGGAUUAAUUAUUCCAAACUUUUAUUCUUCAAAUCUUCUUAAAAAUGGAGCAAAUUAAAUUCUUUUCUUAAAUUUUCCGAUUCUGGCUCCUAAAUAUUAGAUAUGCGUAAUUUGCAGAGGGAAUGAUGGUUGUUUUCCUUUUGGCCAGCGAUGAUUUGGAACUAAAUCCUGAAAUUUUAAUAUACACCCAAAUAGACAUAAAUUAAACCUUCUAUUGCGUAUUGGACUUCUAAUUAACAUUUUUAUUAAGGUUUAUAUUUCAGAAAUUUGGAAAUUUCAUGCUCACUGUCGAUUCAAAUUGACAACCAAAUUUUAUCCAAAUCGAGGUUAUUCUAACAAUCUUUGGUCCUAAAUUGCCACCAAACGAGCUGAGAUAAGUUCUGAGUUUAAUGAGUAAUUACAUAUAGAUGUUGAACAACUUUUUAUCAGGAUUUUCAGAUAGAGUGGCUGACUACUUAUCAGAUUCAUUCAGGCAGAACCUCAGAACAAGCCUGGACAACUUCCUCGGAAACGACUGCGAAGAUGAGGAUGAGAGUCCGCCUGGCCCUCCACCAGUGAAUUUUCUAGUAAGCAUGAUGAGAGGUGAACAAGCGAAUGGGAGAAGAAUGCCAGACCCAGUUAGUGAAAGAGCACCUAGUGUAAAUAGCAAUAGAAAUUCAAACGACUUCAAUAGGGUAAGAAGGAAUAACAGUCAAGGUGCACAAAGGGUAAGACAAUCUAAGCCAAUGGGACAACUCAAUAAAAGAUCAAAUUCUUGCAUCAAGAAUAAAGAUUUUGGAGAAAGAGAGAAGUGUUCUACAUUCUCUAAUCAACCUAGUGGAGCUCCACGUGAGGAAAGCAAAGAAGAUCCUAAAAUAGAGAAAGUUGAAGUUGGGCAAAAUAUUAGUGAUCAUAGAGAAGAAGUGCAACAGAGAUAUAAAGAAGUCACCCAGAAUUGGAUUAUUGAACCUCACAAACUUGAUCUUACUGAUGAUAAUAUCAAGGAAAUGACAGAAACUUUUGAUAAAGCUUGCUACGAACAAGAACAAGGUACUGAGUUCAUCUCGCUUCUGCAUUCUGUGCUUACAGGAACACCAAACUUUUCUAGUGAUAAGAUAUGCAAACUGACUCUGAAGCUUCAUGAGAGUUGUAUCAAGAAGCAAUUAGGAACUGACAGAGACAAAAUGGCUUCAACACAUCUUGAAGAAUUGAUUUCAUUCCCUUCAAAAGAAAGCUUUGCUAAGCUUGAAGGCUACCUCUACUCUGCCAAACAAGAAGUCAAAAUUUGAGUCUAUUGGUUUUCGAGUCCAAGACUUUGGGGUGUCAUUAAAACGCUCCUAUACAAAGGCAUCACUGUCAAACUGGUCACUGACCACGACUCAGGUGACAACUUCAAGAAGGAAGGGUUUACCCCAGAAGAACUGCAAGAGAUCGCACCUAAGUUCACCCACAAGAAGCUACCAGUGCCGAGAGGGAGGAGGAUGCACCACAAGUUUGUUAUUAUAGACAAUAACAUAGUGUUAAACGGGAGUUUCAACUGGACGAAUGUGGCCGAGACUAAAAACUUUGAAAACAUUGUUGCUACCACUUCAAAGCCUUUGAUAGAGCAAUUUACCUUGCUAUUUAAUGAAAUAUGGAACAAAGCAGUCCCAUAUCCAAUGAAUCUCUAA
Molecule: messenger RNA, 1859 nt
Organism: Moneuplotes crassus
Lineage: Eukaryota; Ciliophora; Spirotrichea; Euplotida; Euplotidae
Source: the annotation of a GenBank genome assembly